Echinops telfairi (small Madagascar hedgehog) is the source of this 6528-nucleotide messenger RNA. It is a transcript of the gene PPARGC1A, whose product is annotated as PPARG coactivator 1 alpha. The transcript is spliced from 13 exons. Gene Ontology annotation, biological process: positive regulation of transcription by RNA polymerase II. Bases 143 to 2536 code for a protein of 797 amino acids. Gene Ontology annotation, cellular component: nucleus. NCBI's taxonomy places the organism in Eukaryota, Metazoa, Chordata, Mammalia, Afrosoricida, Tenrecidae. The record is from RefSeq and is a predicted model, not a curated record. Gene Ontology annotation, molecular function: transcription factor binding; RNA binding.
UUGUCAUGUGACUUGGGACUGUAGUAAGACAGGUGCCUUCAGUUCACUCUCAGUAAGGGGCUGGUCGCCUGCGGGAGUGUGUGCUCGGUCUCACUGUGGAUUGGAGUUUGAACAAGCUUGACUGGCGUCAUUCAGAAGCUGGAUGGCGUGGGACAUGUGCAACCAGGACUCUGUGUGGAGUGACAUCGAGUGUGCUGCCCUGGUUGGUGAAGACCAGCCUCUUUGCCCAGAUCUUCCUGAACUUGACCUUUCUGAACUAGACGUGAACGACUUGGAUACAGACAGCUUUCUCGGUGGACUCAAGUGGUGUAGUGACCAAUCGGAAAUCAUUUCCAACCAGUACAACAAUGAGCCUUCGAAUAUAUUCGAGAAGAUAGAUGAAGAGAAUGAAGCAAACUUGCUAGCGGUCCUCACAGAGACACUGGACAGCCUCCCCGUGGAUGAAGACGGAUUACCCUCAUUUGAUGCACUGACAGAUGGAGAUGUGACUACUGACAAUGAUGCUAGCCCUUCCUCUAUGCCUGACGGCACCCCUCCACCUCAGGAGGCAGAAGAGCCAUCUCUACUUAAGAAGCUCUUACUGGCACCAGCCAACACUCAGCUAAGUUAUAAUGAAUGCAGUGGUCUCAGUGCCCAGCACCAUGCAAAGCAUAAUCCCAGGAUCAGAACAAACCCUGCGCUUGUUAAGACCGAGACUUCAUGGAGCAAUAAAGCGAAGAGCAUUUGUCAACAGCAAAAGCCACAAAGACGUCCCUGCUCAGAGCUCCUCAAGUAUCUGACGACAAGCGAUGACCCGCCUCACACCAAACCCUCAGAAACCAGAAACAGCCACAGAGACAAAUACCCCUCCAAAAAGAAGCCCCACGCCCCAUUGCAGACACAGCACUUACAAGCCAAACCAACAACUUUAUCUCUUCCUCUGAGCCCAGAGUCUCCAAAUGACCCCAAGGGUUCCCCAUUUGAGAACAAGACUAUUGAACGAGCCUUAAGUGUGGAACUCUCUGGAACUGCAGGUCUAACUCCACCCACAACUCCUCCUCAUAAAGCCAACCAAGAUAAUCCUUUUAGGGCUUCUCCGAAGCUGAAGCCCUGCAAGACUGUGGUACCGGUACCGCCGCCAUCGAAGAAGCCUCGGUGCAGCGAGUCUGCGGGUACCCAAGGAACCAACUCCACCAGGAAAGGUCCCGAGCAAUCUGAGCUGUACGCCCAGCUCAGCAAGACCUCGGCUCUCCCCAGUGGACACGAGGAAAGGAAAGCCAAGCGGCCCAGUCUGCGGCUGUUUGGUGACCAUGACUAUUGCCAGUCGCUUAAUUCCAAAUCGAAAAUACUCAUCCAUGUAUCACAGGAGCUCCCGGACUCCAGACCACUCGAAGAUAAAGAUGCCUCCCCUGAUUGGCAGGGGCACAUCCGUCCUUCCACAGACUCAGACCAGUGCUGCCUGAGAGAGACGUGGCAGGCGGGCAAGCCGGUCUCUGCUUGCAGCACCAGGCAACCGCUCCAGGACCAGCAGAUCCGCGCCGAGCUGAACAAGCACUUCGGCCAUCCCAGUCAAGCCGUUUUUGACGACGAAGCAGACAAGAUCAGUGGACUGAGGGACAGUGAUUUCAGUCACGGACAAUUUUCCAGACUACCGAUGUUUAUAAAUUCAGGACUAGCCAUGGAGGGCCUGUUUGAUGACUGCGAAGACGAAAGUGAUCAACUGAGCCACCCGUGGGAUGGCGCGCAGUCCUAUUCCGUGUUUGACGUGUCGCCUUCCGGCUCUGCUUUUAACUCUCCAUGUCGAGAUUCCGUGUCGCCACCCAAAUCCUUAUUUUCUCAAAGACCCCACAGGAUACGCUCUGGGUCAAGGUCCUUCUCUCGACACAGGUCGUGUUCCCGGUCACCCUCCUCCAGGUCAAGAUCAAGGUCCCCAGGCAGUCGUUCUUCUUCCAGAUCUUGCGCCCACUUUGAGUCAAGCCAAGGCAGACACCGAGCACACAGGACUUCCCCCUUGUGUGGGGGGUCAUGCUCUAGGUCACCCUUCAGUCGGCGGCCCAGGUAUGACAGCUACGAGGAAUAUCAGCACGAGAGGCUGAAGAGGGAGGAAUACCGUAAGGAAUAUGAGAAGCGGGAGUCUGAGAGGGCCAAGCAAAGGGAGAAGCAGAGGCAGAAGGCAAUUGAAGAACGCCGCGUGAUUUAUGUGGGGAAAAUCUGCCCUGACACAACACGCGCCGAGCUGAGGGACCGUUUUGAAGUUUUUGGUGAAAUUGAGGAGUGCACAGUAAAUCUUCGGGAUGAUGGGGACAGCUACGGUUUCAUCACCUACCGCUACACCUGUGACGCUUUCGCUGCUCUGGAAAACGGAUACACUCUGCGCAGGUCGAAUGAGACUGACUUCGAGCUGUACUUUUGUGGACGCAAGCAAUUUUUCAAGUCUCACUAUGCAGACCUAGAUUCCAACUCCGAUGACUUUGACCCUGCUUCCACCAAGAGCAAGUAUGACUCUCUGGAUUUCGAUAGUUUACUGAAAGAGGCUCAGAGAAGCUUGCGCAGGUAACCUGUUCCUUCCCUGGAUGACAGAGGCCUGGUGAAUACCUCACGGGACAGCGCGUCCUUCCCAGACAGACUCUUGCAAGUCAUACUUAGGAAUUUCUCCUACUUUACACUCUGUACAAAACAAACAAAACAAAACAACAACAAUACAACAAGAACAACAACAAUGGUUUACAUGAACACAGCUGCUGAAGAGCAAAGAGUAUGGAUAUGCAGUAAGCACAUGUUUAUUCAUGGGUGUCGGCUUUGCGUUCCCUGGAGUCUGUUGGUGAUGGAGUGCCUGUGUGCGUGCCUGCGUGUGCACAUGUGCACACACCUGGUUUGGGGGGAGGAUGUGUGUAUUCAUGUUAGGGACACCUGACAACAGUGUGCAGGGGGGCAAACCACUUCAAAUGGCAGCAGUUCCAUGGAAACACACUUAAACACCUAGAACUUCAAAAUGUUCCUACUCUAUUCAAAAGGAAAAAAAGAAAUAUAUGUAUAGCCUAAAAAUUAUAAAAGGAAAGAAAAACCAACCAACCACAGACCACGCUAAAAUGACAGCUGCUGAUGUCCGAGCAUCAGCCACCGUACUCUGGUUCAUUUUUGUUUCUUAAAUGAAAGAGCAGAUUCAACUCGAAGCAAGCUUUCUCUCCUAACGUUCUGAUUCUAUGACAAUCCUGACGAAACCCUAAGUUGCGUAGAACAAAUAUCCUCUCUCCUCUCUCUCUCUUCUCUCUCGCUCUAUCCCCUCUCACUCUCUCCUUCCCACCCUUCCUUCUUAAUUUCGUACUUUCGGUUCGCCAUGGGGUCUGGGUGGGAGAGGAGACUGUGGGUGCCGGCUUAAUAGAACACUCCUCACAUUUUGACGUUUCUGUUGUCCGUCCUUUAUCCUGACACCCAUGUCAACGUCCAAAUGUCAAAAGCCUUGUCAAUGGUCAAGCGCACAGCUGCUUCAGCGGUUCUUGUCGAGCAGCCGACACGGUGUUACAUUACCCACCAGAGUGCGUAGAGCGCUCUGGGAUGUCGUCAGAUAGCAUCAUUGCUACAUUCUCCGAUGUAGUUAAGUAUUUACCGAGGUUUAAUGGAGUAUUUUUAUUUUGUGUACAUAUUCUACAAAAUGUUCUUUUUUUGUUACAGCUAUGCACUGUAAAUGCAGCCUUCUUUUCAAAACCGCUCAAUUUUUCUUAAUCAAGAAUAUUCAAAAUGUAACUAGGAGGUGAAACCAUUAUUGUACACUAACCUAUUUAGAAGCUAAACUUACUGCUUAUCUAUAUUUGAUUGUAAAAACACAAAAACAACAAAAAAAGACAAGUGUGUGUGUCCUUUGAGUGCAGCAGCAACGACGCUCCAUGCAGCCCACCCCGUCACCAGUGAGCUUCGCGAUCUUCAGUCUCUAGUCAAGAGAUAUCUUAGUCCCUUAGUCCCUUAAAGGUAUUAACCACUUCUGCGAUAUUUUUCCACAUUUUUCUUGUUGCUUGUUUUUCCUUUGAAGUUUUAUACACUGGAUUUGUUAGGGGAAUGAAAUUUUCUCAUCUAAAAUUUUUCUAGAAGAUAAUCAUGAUUUUAUGUAAAGUCUCUCAAUGGGUAACCAUUAAGAAAUGUUUUUAUUUUCUCUAUCAACAGUAGUUUUGAAACUAGAGGUCAAAAAAAAGAAUCUUUUUAAAAAUGCUGUUUUCUUUUAAUUUUUUGUGAUUUUAAUUUGAUACGAAAUGCUGAGGUAAAUAAUUAAGUAUGAUUUUUACAAUAAUCAAUGUGUGUGUGAAGAGUCUCGGAAGCCGGUUAUCUCUUUUCCCUUGGCAGAGUGUGAUGAUGGUAUUUAUCUGUAUUUUUUACAGUUAUGCAUCCUGUAUAAAUACUGAUAUUUCAUUCCUUUGUUUACUGAAGAGACAUUAUUUAUCGGUUGCAAAUAGCCUAUUUAUUAUAAAUUAUGAUAUGAUGAAAAUAAUAAAGCCAGUGGAAAUUUUCUACCUAGAAUGCAUGGCAAUUGUCAGGUGGGAGUUUUAAAGUGCUUCAUUUGGGAAAAAAAAAAAACCACACAAACAAACAAACAAAAAUUCAGCUUCUGCAGAAGCAUUGUUUCUACUUGUACUAGCACGGCCUCUAAUGCGACCAUGGUGUUGUCCUUGAUGACAUUGCUUCUGCUCAAUUCAAUUUAAAAAUUUUAAAAAUUUUUAAAAAAAAGAGAAAGAAAUUCUGAAAAACCUCCAUUUUGUGCGUCAGGAUUUCAUCUGCGCGUGGAGUCCCUGGAAUGGAAUUCGGUCACGUUUGGAGCGUGUAUUCAUGUUUCUAAAUUGAGAUGCGCUCACUCUUUGGCAGACAUACCUUCUCUGGAAGACAUGAUGGAUCUACUGCUUUUAGCAUUCUUUUCCUUUCCACCCAACGCAAAGGUAUAAACCGGAUUUUCACCCCCAGGCCGAUGCAGCCCAUCUUGAUAGCUGCACUCAGUUAUCACCAGCAUAUUGUGUUCCGAGUGAAUCCACCGUCUGUCCUGUCGGAUGCUUGCUUGAGUUCUUGGCUUCUUCUUUAUAAGUAGAUAGAAAGCAAUAAAAAAAUACUAGAAAAUAAAAGAACUUGACCACAGGUUCUACGUUACGACGGCAACACAUCUUUAUUCCGCCUAAUUCUUGUUGUGCUGUAGGUGAAAUGCAGGUACUUUAACUCUGUGUGAACGCCAAACUAAAGUUUACAGUCUUUUUUUCCGGAAGUUUCAGUAUCUUCUGUUGUAGAAUAAUAAUAAUAUAAAAAAGACUAUUAAGAGCAAUAAAUUAUUUUUAAGAAAUCAAUAUUUAGUAAAUCGUAUUAUGUGUUCAAGGACCAGAUGUGUUAUCUAUUUUGCCUUUAAAUUUUUUUCUGUUUUCUUUUUCUUUUUUUGUGAUCCAAUUUGAAAUGCAUUCGCUUUUUUUGCGCCCUGGACUGCUGACACGAGCAUAAGACUGGGUUCCUUUUUCUUCCAUUUUCAAAAGACAACACUUCCAAGUUCAUAUUGAGGAUUAAUCUCUUCCCCCAUCUGGCCUGGCAAAUAUCUUUACCAUGAAGAUAGUUUUCCUCUGCGGACUUUGAAUUGCAUCUGAAAUUAGUGCAAAAAAAGAAUCACUAGACCGCCCAAAUAGCGCUUUUUGUAUCUUAUGCAGGCACUGUGGGUAGCCCAUCAAAAUGUAAACUGUGUUCCUUUUAUUUUCUCUUUUCUUCUUGGAAGCAAAUAUUUCAAAUUGCCACACGUAUCCCAUCCUUACUGGAGGCAGAUUUCAGCAUAGAUCUUUAGGAUUUUUUAGAUGAUCGUGGGCCAUUGCUUUCAUGCUGUGGUAAGUACCACAUUUAUAAUUUCGGCAACUGAACUGGUGCUUUUGAAAGGUGGGGGGUUCUUUUUUUCCUUUUUAAAGAAAUGUAGCCGAAUCAUCCAUCCAGUGCGACAGAAUCCUUUUGUUUCUCCUUGCUACGGGACCGUGAGCGCACAAUGACUGGGCUGUCAACAUUCAGAGCCAGACACGAGAGAGGGAGCUUUGCCCUAUUGGGGUGUAAUGGUUGGGCCAGUUGAGAAAACAAAACUAAAACUAAAAAGGAAACCUUUUCCUGCCUUUAGAUGUGAGCUUCCAGUAGGUAAUGAUUGUGUGUCCCUUUCUGAUGGCUGUGAAGAGAACUUCAAUCGUUGUAGUCUAAGACCUGAUCUAUAGAUGACCUAGAAUAGCCAUGUACUAUAAUGUGAUGAUUCUCAAUUUGUACCUAUGUGACGGACGUUGUUCAAGAAUGUGAACUGCGGACUCGAUGGAGCUACUUUAAGAUGUGUAGGGGAAACGAUAAUGCUGUUGGGUGGCCUAUGCUGAGCAGGGAAAGUGAGCGAUUUGUGGAGCCCUUGCUGGGCUUUUUAUUUUUAUUAUUAUUUUUUUCCACCUGCCAAUUCUACAUGUAUUGUUGUGGUUUUAUUCAUUGUAUGAAAAUUCCUGUGAUUUUUUUUUAAAUGUGCAGUACACAUCAGCCUCACUGAGCUAAUAAAGGGAAACGAAGGUUUCAAAUCUA